Messenger RNA from Didymodactylos carnosus, 258 nucleotides. The record is from the annotation of a GenBank genome assembly. Lineage: Eukaryota; Metazoa; Rotifera; Eurotatoria; Philodinida; Philodinidae.
AUGCCGCGGCCGCGAAGUUUGCGCUUUACGCGAAAAACUGGCGAUCGCGCAGCGAUAAUUCUUCUGCGUCGCGUUCGUGCUCCAAGUCACUUCGCGUUUAAAAACAAAUCCAGUCAUGUUCGCGGUUUACAUCAAAUCGUAUCCGCCGGUGUUGGACGUACGGGAACAUACAUCGUGAUUGAUACUAUGUUAAAAAAACUGAAAGAACAACGUUCAAUUAACAUUCCAUCGUUUCUUAAACAAAUUCGUCAACAAUAA